Messenger RNA from Auxenochlorella protothecoides, 174 nucleotides. RefSeq names its product Putative SERF-like protein. The transcript has 2 exons. NCBI's taxonomy places the organism in Eukaryota, Viridiplantae, Chlorophyta, Trebouxiophyceae, Chlorellales, Chlorellaceae. The record is from RefSeq and is a predicted model, not a curated record. The annotation marks the transcript as partial.
CAGACUCGGGGCAACCAGCGCGACAUCGAUCGGGCCCGGGCUCAGAAGCGCAAGGAGCAGCUUGCCAAGGGGAACCGGGACGACAAUUUGACACCCCUACAGCGCAAAGAGAGGGACGCCAAGGCCCUCGCAGAGAAGCUCGCGAAGAAGGCGGCAGCAGAUGCCAAAAAAUAG